AUGUUCACCUCCCCGCGGCGAUGGACCCUCAUCGCCUCUCCAUUCCUUGCCCUGGUCCUGGUGUACUACCUUUUUGUCACGCCAGACACGAACCCGAUCGCCUUGAACUCCCAAGGCCAACGGAUGCAGUCGGAACCAGAGCUUCUGAUUCUCGAAGGAACCCACCAUCUUUCAGAAGACGAGAAUGCGAAACAAAAAGUUUCGGAUGCUUCGUUCGAGGAGGAUCGAUGUGGGAAACUGCGCAAGGACAUGGAAAGUGUUUUUGUGGUCUUGAAGACCGGUGCAACUGAAGCCCGCGAGAAGGUCCCCGUGCAGCUGCGCACCACUCUCCAGUGUGUCCCCAACUACGCCGUAUUCUCCGACUACGAGGAGACCAUCCACGGCGUGCGCACCUAUGAUGUCUUGCAGAAUGUGACUGAAUUCACCAUGAACAACGAACCCGAGUUCCAAGUCUACCACCGUUUACAGGACGUUGGCCCCGAGGGCCUCACAGACGAAGAGCUGGGGGAUGACUCGAAUGGCCCCUUUGGUAAGACCAACAACCCAGGCUGGAAGCUGGACAAGUGGAAGUUUCUCCCCAUGAUUGAUGGGGCGCUGGAGGUGCAACCUGAUGCCAAGUGGUACAUCUUCAUCGAGGCCGACACGUACAUGGUGUGGCCGAACUUGGUGAACUGGCUGGCACACCUCGACCACACUCGGGACUACUACCUCGGCAGCCCAAUGCAGAUCGGCAACAUCCUCUUCGGAUAUGGCGGUGCAGGCAUCAUUCUGUCCAGCCAGACGAUGUACCACCUACACGACUACCGUGUCAAGCACCAAUCGGAGCUUGAACACAUGACGAGCCAGGAAUGGGCCGGAGACUGUGCCCUUGCGCAAGCCCUCAAGGACAUCCACAUCGACCUGACCUGGGCGUGGCCGAUGAUGAUGACCUCGCGGCCGCACGAGAUUGACCAUUUCUCCGAGGCAUAUGGCCGGCAGCCGUGGUGCUACCCAGCCGUUUCAUAUCAUCAUUUGAGCCCGCACGAGAUCGAGGAGAUGUGGCGGUUUGACCGCGGGUGGUUCAAGAGCGGCAAGAACGCGCUCCUAUUGCACGGCGACGUCUACCGCGAGAUGGUCCACAAUCGGUCUCUCGCCGAGCGCCCCGACUGGGAUAACCUGUCACCGGCCAUCAUUGACUUUGACCCUCCCACCGAACCCUCUACUGAGGCAUGCGCCGACGCCUGCUCGCAGAACUCGGACUGUCUGCAAUUCUCGUUCAACCACGAGCUGCAGUCAUGCAAGCAUGCCUCAACAACAUUUGGCGGAGUCGCGACCAACGGCACUGACUCUGGCUGGAUGACCCACCGCGUCCAGCGACUCCUGAACAACUUCCAAUCGUCAUGCCCGGAAGUGCAAUACAUUUUUAACUGA
Penicillium canariense is the source of this 1410-nucleotide messenger RNA. RefSeq names its product PAN domain-containing protein. The transcript has a single exon. Gene Ontology annotation, cellular component: membrane. Gene Ontology annotation, molecular function: glycosyltransferase activity. NCBI's taxonomy places the organism in Eukaryota, Fungi, Ascomycota, Eurotiomycetes, Eurotiales, Aspergillaceae. The coding region runs from base 1 to 1410 and encodes 469 amino acids. The record is from RefSeq and is a predicted model, not a curated record.